AUGGUGGUUCAGGCAAGAGGUGAAAGUGGCUUUGACCAGGAGGAUGGUGGGAGUGGCGGUGGUGUGGAGUUGGAUUCAGGGAAGAGCUUAUUCGAAGGUAAAAAUCCCCGAAACUUUUCAGACUUGGUGGCCAUCCCCUUCAGCCCUUCAGAGUACCUUACUCAGGAGGAGAAGGAGUUCUGUCCCUGGACAGGCAGGCGGGCGUUCCAAGGACCAUUCCUGCUCUUGACGUUAGAUCACUCACUACUGUUGCUGUUAGUGCCCCAGAACCAGGUUUGUGCAUCCGCAAAUUCCUGGCAAGAAUUUCAGGCGAGAGGUGGACGUGAGCGCGGCGCCCUGUGUGCUGAGGGGCUGCCCGCGCCAAGCCUGGUGGACACUGUAAAGACGAGGGAGGCCGGAGCGUUCUUCCAGGACCCUCGCCCCCGGGCGGGCGGCCGCGUGGCCGCAGCUCCUCCCCGUGGCUCCUGGGGAGCUGGUGGCGGCUGGGGGUCCCAUGCCACGCUUCCUGCUCGUUCUGUGCUCCCUUCCUCCUCCUGCCCCGUGUUCCCGCCCCGUGUUCCCGCCCGUCUCAUGCUCUCUGGAACCAUCUCUGCUCCCUCUGCCCCCUUGCAUGCUCAGCCCCGUUUACUGGUUUCCACGGAAAUCCAUCGGCAGUGGGGUUUGGGGAUUUUUGGAGAUGGAGGUGGAGGAGAUGUACAUGGUUUGGUGUGCCAGCCUUUCUCCUACCCCCGCCCUGGCCACAAAAGGAAAAGAAACCCUACUUUGAUUGGGUGGCUGAACCCCUUGUUUAAAAUCGGUCACAAACGGAGGUUGGAAGAAGAUGAUAUGUAUCCAGUGCUUCCAGAAGAUCGCUCAAAGCAUCUUGGAGAGGAGUUGCAAGGGUACUGGGAUAAAGAAGUUUUGAGAGCCGAGAAAGAUGCACGGAAGCCUUCCUUAACGAAAGCGAUCAUAAAGUGUUACUGGAAAUCCUACUUAGUUUUGGGAAUUUUUACGCUAAUGGAGGAAGGCACCAAAGUAAUCCAGCCCAUAUUUUUGGGGAAAAUUAUUAAUUAUUUCGAAGACCAUGAUCCUGCUGAUUCUGUGGCUUUGCCCGAAGCCUAUGUCUAUGCCACGGUGCUGACCGCCUGCACACUCGUUCUGGCCAUACUGCACCACUUAUACUUCUAUCAUGUCCAGUGCGCUGGCAUGAGGCUAAGAGUUGCCAUGUGCCAUAUGAUUUAUCGGAAGACAUUAUAUGCUUUCCAUUCUACUUUUCUAGCCGGAUUUCAGGCACUUCGCCUUAGUAACAAGGCCAUGGGAAAGACUACUACCGGCCAGAUCGUCAAUCUGCUGUCCAAUGACGUGAACAAGUUUGACCAGGUGACCAUAUUCUUACACUUUCUGUGGGUAGGGCCACUGCAGGCCAUAGCAGUGACUGCCUUGCUCUGGAUGGAAAUAGGAAUAUCCUGUCUGGCCGGGAUGGCAGUUCUAAUUAUUCUUCUGCCCUUGCAAAGCUGCAUCGGGAAGUUGUUUUCAUCACUCCGGAAUAAGACUGCGACUUUCACAGACGUCAGGAUCAGGACCAUGAAUGAAGUUAUCACUGGCAUAAGAAUAAUAAAAAUGUAUGCUUGGGAAAAGUCAUUUGCAGACCUUGUCACCAGUUUGAGAAGGAAGGAAAUUUCCAAGAUUCUGAGAAGUUCCUACCUCAGAGGAAUGAAUUUGGCGUCAUUUUUCGUUGCAAGCAAAAACAUCGUUUUUGUGACUUUCACCACCUACGUGCUUCUUGGACACGUGAUCACAGCCAGCCAUGUGUUCGUGGCAGUGACACUGUAUGGGGCCGUGCGGUUGACGGUCACCCUUUUUUUCCCUGCAGCCAUUGAGAAGGUGUCAGAGGCGGUUGUCAGCAUUCAAAGGAUCAAGAACUUUCUGUUACUUGACGAGAUACCACAGCGUACUCCUCAGCCGCCAUCAGACGGUAAAAUGAUCGUGCAUGUGCAAGACUUCACUGCCUUUUGGGAUAAGGCAUCAGAAACCCCAACCCUACAAGGCCUUUCCUUUACGGUCAGACCCGGGGAAUUGUUAGCUGUGGUCGGACCUGUGGGAGCAGGAAAGUCGUCGCUGUUAAGUGCCCUGCUGGGGGAGCUGCCCCGGAGCCAGGGGCUGGUCAGCGUGCACGGAAGAAUUGCCUAUGUUUCUCAGCAGCCCUGGGUGUUUGCAGGAACUGUGAGGAGUAAUAUUUUAUUUGGGAAGAAGUAUGAAAAGGAACGAUACGAGAAAGUCAUAAAGGCUUGCGCUUUGAGAAAGGAUUUGCAGCUUUUGGAGGACGGAGAUCUGACCGUGAUAGGCGAUCGGGGAGCCACACUGAGCGGGGGGCAGAAGGCCCGGGUCAACCUCGCGAGAGCAGUGUACCAGGAUGCAGACGUCUACCUCCUGGACGAUCCUCUCAGCGCCGUGGAUGCAGAAGUGGGCAGGCACUUGUUUGAACUGUGUAUUUGUCAAACCUUGCACGAGAAGAUCACAGUCUUAGUGACUCAUCAGUUGCAGUACCUAAAAGCUGCAAGUCAGAUUCUGAUAUUGAAAGACGGCAAAAUGGUGCAGAAGGGGACUUACACUGAGUUUCUGAAAUCUGGGGUGGAUUUCGGUUCUCUUUUAAAGAAGGAAAAUGAGGAGGCUGACCAGAGUCCAGCUCCAGGAUCUCCCGCUCUGAAGAAUCGGAGCUUCUCGGAGUCUUCUCUUUGGUCUCAGCGGUCUUCCAGGCCCUCACUGAAAGAUGGCCAUCCAGAGGGCCAGAAUACUGAGAAUCUACAGGUUACAGUGUCAGAGGAGAGGCGUUCAGAAGGAAAAGUUGGUGUUAAGGCCUACAAGAGUUACCUCACAGCCGGUGCUCACUGGUUCAUCAUCAUUUUCCUUAUUCUACUAAACAUCGCUGCUCAGGUUGCCUACGUUCUCCAGGACUGGUGGCUCUCCUAUUGGACAAAUGAACAAAGUGCCCUGAACGUCACGGUAAAUGGAAAAGAAAAUGUCACUGAGAAGCUCGAUCUUCACUGGUACUUAGGAAUUUAUUCAGGUUUAACUGUGGCUACUGUGCUUUUUGGCAUAGCGAGAUCUCUGUUGGUAUUCUACGUCCUUGUUAAUUCCUCACAAGCUUUGCACAACAAAAUGUUUGAGUCCAUUUUGAGAGCUCCAGUGUUGUUCUUUGACAGAAACCCAAUAGGAGGGAUUUUGAACCGCUUCUCCAAAGACAUCGGGCACAUGGACGACUUGCUGCCCCUGACGUUUCUGGACUUCAUUCAGACAUUUCUGCAAGUCUGUGGUGUGGUGGCUGUUGCAGUGGUGGUGAUUCCUUGGAUCGCGAUACUUCUGAUUCCCUUUGGCAUCAUUUUCUUUGUUCUUCGGCGAUAUUUCUUAGAAACAUCGAGGGAUGUCAAACGCCUGGAAUCUACAACACGGAGCCCGGUGUUUUCCCACUUAUCGUCGUCUCUCCAGGGACUUUGGACCAUCCGGGCAUAUGAAGCUGAAGAGAGGUUCCAGGAACUGUUUGAUGCACACCAGGAUUUGCAUUCAGAGGCAUGGUUCUUGUUUCUGACUACGUCCCGAUGGUUCGCCGUGCGUCUGGAUGCCAUCUGCGCCAUCUUUGUCAUUGUCGUUGCCUUUGGGUCCCUGAUUCUGGCAAAAACUUUAGAUGCCGGGCAGGUUGGCCUGGCGUUGUCCUACGCCCUGACACUCAUGGGGAUGUUCCAGUGGUGCGUCAGGCAGAGUGCCGAAGUGGAGAAUAUGAUGAUUUCAGUAGAAAGGGUGAUUGAAUAUACAGACCUUGAGAAAGAAGCCCCUUGGGAAUAUCAGAACCACCCUCCACCGACCUGGCCCCAAGAAGGCAUGAUUGUCUUUGAUAAUGUUAACUUCACAUACAGUUUAGACGGGCCUCUGGUGUUGAAGCACGUGACAGCGCUCAUUAAACCAAGGGAGAAGGUUGGCAUUGUGGGAAGAACAGGAGCUGGAAAAAGUUCCCUCAUCUCGGCCCUUUUUAGAUUGUCAGAACCAGAAGGUAAAAUUUGGAUUGAUAAGAUCUUGACAACUGAAAUUGGGCUCCACGACUUAAGGAAGAAAAUGUCCAUCAUACCUCAGGAACCUGUUUUAUUCACUGGAACAAUGAGGAAAAAUCUGGAUCCCUUUAAUGAACAUACGGACGAGGAACUGUGGAGUGCCUUAACAGAGGUGCAGCUUAAAGAAUGCAUCGAAGAUCUUCCUGGCAAAUUGGACACCCAAUUAGCAGAAUCAGGAUCGAACUUCAGUGUCGGACAGAGGCAGUUGGUGUGCCUCGCGAGAGCCAUCCUCAGGAAAAAUCGAAUAUUGAUCAUUGAUGAAGCAACGGCAAAUGUGGAUGUGAGAACUGACGAGUUAAUACAAAAAAAAAUCCGUGAGAAAUUUGCCCAGUGCACUGUGCUGACCAUUGCACACAGGUUGAACACCAUUAUUGACAGCGACAAGAUAAUGGUUUUGGAUUCAGGAAGACUGAAAGAAUAUGAUGAACCGUAUGUUUUGCUGCAGAAUGAAGAGAGCCUGUUUUACAAGAUGGUGCAGCAGCUGGGCCAGGCAGAAGCUGCUGCCCUCAUCGAAACAGCAAAACAGGUGUACUUCAGAAGGAACUAUCCAGAUCUUACUCACAAUGGCCAUGUGGCUCUGAACGCUUCCAACGGACAGCCCUCAGCCUUUACGAUUUUUGAAACAGCACUGUGA
Messenger RNA from Puma concolor (puma), 4716 nucleotides. The record is from RefSeq and is a predicted model, not a curated record. NCBI's taxonomy places the organism in Eukaryota, Metazoa, Chordata, Mammalia, Carnivora, Felidae.